This is a messenger RNA of Menidia menidia (Atlantic silverside), 1940 nucleotides long. Lineage: Eukaryota; Metazoa; Chordata; Actinopteri; Atheriniformes; Atherinopsidae. The record is from the annotation of a GenBank genome assembly.
CCGGAAGUUCUGUGUCAGCUCUCGCGGACAACGAGGGAAAUUGAAUUACACAAGAAAGAGAUUAAAGCUGCAAAGUGGCUUAUCCAUAGUGAAAACUUUGAUACCGGGGAACUUCUUAACAGUGCUGUAGGACAACAUAUUGGGUAUGUCAUCGCCUCCCCUUGGCAGCAGGAGUCAUGACACGUCAACGAACAUAUCCGAGAGCGACUCGGACGACGAGUCCAAGCUCCCUCUUAACCAGUUCUAUCCCUACAUCCGGUGUGCCCUUUGCUGCGGUUUCCUCAUCGAUGCCACCACCAUCACAGAGUGCCUGCACACAUUUUGCAAAAGCUGCAUUGUGAAGCACUUCUUCUACAGCAACAAAUGUCCCACGUGCAGCAUCGUGGUCCAUCAGACACAGCCUCUUUACAACAUCAGGCCUGACAGACAGCUGCAGGAUAUUGUUUACAAAAUGGUUCCCUUUCUUGAGGACUUAGAAAGAGAACAAAUGUGUAAGUUCUACAAAGACAGAGGACUUCCAGUGCCUAAACCAGUGGUUCUCUCCCCUCCUCGUCCUCCUAUAACUAAGAGACAAAAGAAGGACAGCUAUCCUCAGUCUGUAUUUACCAUUCCUCCUGAGCUGGACGUAUCUCUGCUUCUGGAGUUUGUUGGGGCGGAAGAAGGCAUCUCCAACUUUAAGCCGCUGGAGAGGCGCUACGUCCGCGUGUCCGGUGAGGCUACCGUCCGCCACGUAGAGCUGUUCAUCAGGAGGAAGAUGGAGCUGAGCCCAACCUGCCAGGUGGAUGUGGUUUGUGGAGAUCACCUCCUAGAUCAUUACCAGUCACUGAAAGACAUCCAGAACUCUAUGGGUGAAGAUGCUCUACAGGAUGGCUUGUUGGUGCUACACUUUGGCUUGGUCCUGCCCAACCUGCCUUAAACACGAGAAGUGGAUGACGUUUUAAUUUUAUUUUUUAAAACUAUUUAAUUGGAUAACAAGCAGUAAAAAGUCUGCUUUUCUCCUCCCAACUAUUAACUCACCACUCGGCCGUUGUUCUGGAUGCGUUGUCGGUUAGAAGCUUAAUUAACAGCUUGCCAGAAUCUGCUUACGCUCGAUUAAAGCUCUAAACGGAAGGCAGCCGGGUUUAGGAGGCUGCGGACAAAACUUGUCAUCGGAGCAGAAAGUCCAAAGCAUCUACAUUUGGAAUUGUUUUGGGAUUUCUUUUGGUCUUUUUUUUAAUGAGAAGUCCACCAAGAAAAAGAUGGCUUUUCAUUGUGUAGCAUCACAAUUUCAGCAUCAAUAUUAGUUCAUAUUCAGGUGUCCCCAGGGACAGAUUCUCUGGUCAAACGUGUGCAAAAUGAAACGAUCAGGACUUCCUCUUUUUGUUUAUUUGUCUGUUUUGUUUUCUUAAGUUGCGGCUCGGAUGACUAGCAGGUCUGCUUUUGCAACAACUUGACUAAAAUGCUAUUUAUGGGUCUGAAGCUGACUGUUUUAAGGCAGCACAUGUGACAUCCGUCUGGUUUAGUCCAUUUGAGGGAGCCAGUGACCUGUAUUUAUCCAUCACCUCAUGAGUAAACUGUGAUACCAAACUACUGUGAUUCAAAGACUGUGAUUCAAAGGGCUCCGGCUACCAAAAGGUCUGUACGUCUGAGCAGAGCUUAGGCGUACAUUUCAGCCUGGUGGUGACCAGAUAAAACCGACUUGAUGAAAAGAAAAAAGAAAAAAAGUUUGUAGAAGAAUUGUCUUUGGGUGAUUUUCUAAUUGCUUUUGUCAGUUUGAAGUAACAAACACAACUGAGAAAAAAAUGGCUGCUGUAUUUUUGUUUGUUUUUUUGGGGGAUAAGCUUAGAAUUGUUUGAAAUGGUGUUUGGGACAAGAAUGAAAAUAUGAUUGUCUAAUGUUUGUACUUCAGUGAGUGCCUGGUUUUAUUACUAAUAAAGAUAGAUAGAUUUCUCCUUUCUGGA